Messenger RNA from Endocarpon pusillum Z07020, 465 nucleotides. RefSeq lists its product as uncharacterized. The transcript has a single exon. Lineage: Eukaryota; Fungi; Ascomycota; Eurotiomycetes; Verrucariales; Verrucariaceae. The coding region runs from base 1 to 465 and encodes 154 amino acids. Gene Ontology annotation, molecular function: fatty acyl-CoA hydrolase activity. The record is from RefSeq and is a predicted model, not a curated record.
AUGGACAGCCCACCCCCAGACCCUCUGGCCAGUGUGAAUGCCUGUUGGUCGCGCAUCUCUGCCUCACCGGUGUACAACUUCCUUUUCUCGGACAUCGACAUCGUCUCUGCUUCUGUUGGGUCGAUGCUCGCACGACUUACUGUCGGACCUAACCAUCUCAAUUCCAAGGGCAGCCUCCAUGGCUCUGUUUCAGCUACUAUUGUGGAUUGGGCGGGCGGCAUGGCCAUUGCGACUCACGGGCUAGAGAGGACUGGACUGAGCACCGACAUCCAUGUCGCAUACUCUGCUGGGGCCAAGUUGGGUGAUAUUCUGACAAUUGAGGGCAAGACGACAAAGGUGGGUCGGAAUAUGGGGUUUACUACUGUGACUAUUUAUAAAGCAACUGGAGAGGAGGCGAUGGGGACGGUCGUUGCGCAUGGGACUCACUCAAAGUAUAUCCUGAAAGAUACGCAAGAGAGCAAAUGA